This is a messenger RNA of Anolis carolinensis (green anole), 5842 nucleotides long. Its product is annotated as eppin. Bases 1969 to 2415 code for a protein of 148 amino acids. Gene Ontology annotation, cellular component: extracellular region. NCBI's taxonomy places the organism in Eukaryota, Metazoa, Chordata, Lepidosauria, Squamata, Anolidae. The transcript has 4 exons. Gene Ontology annotation, molecular function: serine-type endopeptidase inhibitor activity. Gene Ontology annotation, biological process: negative regulation of peptidase activity. The record is from RefSeq and is a predicted model, not a curated record.
CCAAAGUUUGCCCAUGCCUAGUCUACACUGACCAUUAUGAUGCAGUUCAAAUUGCAUUAUAUGGCAUUAUAGAUGGGACCUUGGGUAAUUCCUGCGUCAUCCCACUUUCCCAACUGCUUUUGACAUGUCCCAGCUUCUCCCUCUUCUCCUCCAAUUAUCCCAUUCCUUCAAUGGCUGCAAACUGAGAUCAUAUUGCAAAAGUUGUUAACUCAGCCGGGAGAAGAGGAUGGUGCAAGAUCUUCCCUUUCCCAGGAGAUUCAGGCAAGAGCAAACUGCUGAAGAGUCCAUCUACACUUCGAAAUGAAUGUAAUUUGGCACCAUUUUAACCAACCUAACAGUGCUAUGGAGCCCUGGGUGUUUCAGCUUGAGCUUGCUUUGUCUAAGAGCUCUGGUGCCUCACCAGACUACAGAUUCCAGCAUCCCAUAGCAUUGAGCCCUGGCAGCUCAAGUGGUGCCAAACUGUGUUAAUUCUACAGUAGAUGCACCCAUAGCCUUUCCCAGCUUGUGUACAUUCCCUCAUCUGUAAUUUUUGUCAUCUUGAAUUCUAGAAUUUUUAUAUGGAAUGUUGGAAGUGUCAGAGCGCGCGGUUUGGAUAAACACACAUGCAGCGGAAGAUCAACGAAGAAUCACUGGCACCAAUAAAGAGGCUUAAGCCUCUACAAAAGAUUUACUAACAAACGGAAAACUCUCAAGAUGAUAUAUACAGACAGAGUGCAGAUAGACAGAGAGCAGAGGGCAGAGGGAAGAACAGAUAACACAGGGAGCUAUUUAUAACCACCUCUGCUGUCUGAUGCAAUACACAGUUAACUCUUUACACACUCGCAUAGUGGACAGCAGACAUUGCAACACUAUAACUCAAUUACAUUUAAACAAGUAAGUAAGUAAGUAAAAGUUUAUUUGUAUACCGCCCUCUCUCCCAAAAGGGACUCAGGGCGGUUUCCAAUAUAAAAUCAGCAUAAAACAUUGUACAAUAAAACACUGAAAACACUAUAAAACGCUAUAAAACAACUCUAUAUACAAUCAUUCCCACUUCAACCGGAAGUUAUGCCACCAAGUCCUGGCUGGUCUUCUGGUCUCCAAGGUUUAUAAUGCUCUGCCCUGUUGCUUUUUUCAUUGGGCACCAAGGCUUUUCUUAACUAAUGCACGUUGUUGCUUGACCCUAGCCGGUGAGACAUAGUGCAGCAGAUUUCACCUAGAAUAAUCCUGAGUCGAGGGAGGUGGAAGCUGUCCAGAAAAGGACAAAGGCCUGGAAACCAUGAUUCCCCCUGAAGAGCGGCUUAAAGAACGGAGCCUGUUGAGGUUAAAGAAGAGAAAGUUGAGAGAAUGGGACAUGAGGGCCAUGUUUAAACCUUUGAAAGGAUGUCCAGUUGUUUUCUGCUGCUCUGGAGAUGGGACACCAUGGACAUCAGAGUAGUCUCUUAUUUUGGAGGCUAGAUGGUCAUCUGUUGGAGGUGCUUGGAUGGUGGUUUCCUGCCUGGCUGAAGGGGCUUGGAUUAGCUGGCCCAUGGGAUCUCCUCCAAUGCUAUGAUUCUAUGGUUCUAGAUUAUUUUGAGGGCCCUUCCAACUCUAGGAUUUGGAGUUCAGAGGAGUCCCUUUCUCUGGAAGUGUUCAAACAGAGGUUGGAUGGAGAGCUUGGAUGGUGCCUCUCAAGAGGCACCAUCCUCUUGGAGUGGAUGGGGUCUCUCAAGUCUAGGGUCCUAUGCUUCUGGACAUUCAUUCCACCUGACAUCAAGCAAGGAGAAGCUUCCGCAAACUGGGCUCCAGUCCAACCAGUCUCCCAGCCUGGGACUCACCCAUCUCACCGCCCCCAUAUUUUGGGAACGUGCCGGGCUGGGCUGGAUUACAGGGGAAUGUUUGGUGUGAGGCAGUGGCUGUCUGUGGUGUGGCAAGCCCCAGCGCAUCCCCGCCCGCCUGGCUCUCUUUAAAUGCAGCCCGGCUCAGAGGGCAGGGCUCAGAGGGAACGGCACCAUGGAGGCACACAGGCACCUGCUCGCCCUGGCGCUCCUUCUGCUCGCCUUCGGGCAACACCUGACCUCCUCGGCCCCAAGUUCAAGAGAAGCCAAGAAGGGCUACUGCUACCAGGUGCCUCCGCUGGGCGAUGUCUUUGACGAGAAGGACUGCAGCGCCUGCGAGAAGAAUGGGACCUGCUCCACUUGCGCCAGAGAUGCCCAGUGCCCAGGGACCCAGAAAUGCUGCCCCGGAGACUGUGGCUACGUCUGCCAGGAGGCCAUUUUUGACUUUUGCCAGCUGCCUUCCAUCUGUGGCAACUGCAAGGCCAUGUUCUCCCGCUUCUUCUACAACACCUCCAGCCUGAAAUGCGAGCAGUUCGUCUAUGGAGGUUGUGGUGGGAACAAGAACAACUUUGAGACAGAAGAUGAAUGCUUCAAAACCUGCGGGUUCAUGGAUUCAGCCUAGCAACCUUCAAUGGUGAAAGUCAAUGAGGUGGUUUUUGCCCUCUUUUCCAUCAUUCAUGACCCCAUUUCACCUCUGUAGAUGCAGCUUCUUUCCUGGCCCAGUGGAAAGAACAAGGAGACUUUUUCCACCAUUGAUUGCUGCGGGAAGAAAGAUGCGGCCAAGGCAGCAAGGGCAGCCCUUCUGCCCUUCUCCGUCCACUUUCAGUCACUUUCCUGCUCUCCAUGUCUCCAGAAGCUUCCCAUCCCACCAUUCAUAUAUUUUCAUGGAUGCCAAACAUACCUGUGUCCUGGGAAGACCUAUGUGCCCCAGUAACAGAGCUUCGAAGCUCCAAGUUUAUUGUAGUUUCCCCAUACUACUCACAGAAAGAUGAUUCCUUUCUUUGGAGACGAAACCUCCCCCUCUUGGUCCCCAGAUGGACUGUUCCUUUUUGCUGGGAUAUACAGAAGCUUUGGGGUGGCUGGCCUCUCCCCAUUUCGCAUGGGCUCCUUUGCUGAGACUGCCAGGCCCUACCUUGGACUUGCUUGCUGCUCCUCCAAGGCUCUCUGUGUCUGGUUGGCAGCUGGAAUAGAAGCAUUCAUUCAAAGGAAUAAAUCCUUAUUCAGCUCUCUAUUCCCUUGAAGAGGAUUAUGGAGACAAAGCCAGACCUUUCUUGUAUUGUAAAAGUUAUAUCUGAGGGCACUUCCAGACAGUGCCAAAAUGCGGGUUAUAAAACAGAGGCAAAAAAAUCUCGGGACCUGGCAUCAAAUCCACACACAGACCUGUCAGUCCUUGGAAAUGCUCCCCUGCCAUCCUCUCAUCUUCCCUUGAAGUGGAUCAAGAUGGAGGGCGGAUGGGGGACAUCCGGUGGAAGGGGUUUUUUAAAAAGAGAAAUCUCUCCAAGAUGUGCUGGACCUCAUAUGCGCACAUGUGAACAUCUUUAUGUAGACACAAGCAGAUUUCUUAUUUUCUUUCCUCACCCAACUCUAAAGUCAAGCCCUGUUUAAUAUUAUAAAGAUUAAAAGAAAGGAAUGGUUUCAGAGAGUUCUCAUUGCUUUCCAGUUGUGCUUCCCUUGAGCCACCUGUGUCCCUGUGGCUCCAUGUUUUGACAGUCCGAUCAACUGAACAGCUGUUUUGGGCUUUUAAAAUGCACACAUACACUGGAGCAGUACACACAGGGGGAAAGGGAGGGAAAGCAUGUGUUUUGCAUGCUAAAGGUGUACCUUUUUUUGGGUGGAAUUGGGUUUUAAGCUCACAUUUUAACAUGCGCUUUUCAGUUGUUAACCUGAUUUCACCCACACUUUGUGAAACCCCUUUUACUUCCAGGGUUUUAGGCAUGUGUAGAAGAACCCUGAGAACCAGAGCUUCCUCUCUGUUAGAAGGGCUCUGAAGGUGUCUUCCUGUGGGGCAGAAUGGGGAUGGACUGGAUGGCCCUAGAGGGUCUCUUCCAACUCUAGGAAUCUGUGAUUCUAACUAAGGAAAGUGGCUGUCCAGUGAGGCUGAACUGAUUGCAGCCCCACUGAAUGUCUGGAGGACCGCUGUUCUGCUGUGGGAUAGAGAUGGACUGUGAUGGAGGCUUCAGGGCUAGUCUGGAGACCUGCUAUUUCUGACUGGUUUUAGAAUACUAGAUUCACAGAGUUGUAAGAGACCCCAGGGAACAUCCAGUCCAACCUCCUUCUGCCAUACAGGAAAAGCACAAUUAAAGCCCCCCACCCGACAGAUGGCCAUCCAGCCUCUGCUUAAAAGCCUUGAAAAGAAGCCUCCACUGGACUCCGAGGCAGUGAGUUCUUGGACUGGGUUGCUGUGAGUUUUCCGGGCUGUAUGGCCAUGUUUCAGCAGCAAUCUCUCCUAACGUUUCACCUGCAUCUGUGGCUGGCACCUUAGAACCUCUGAAGAAGCCAGCCACAGAUACAGACAAAAUGUUAGGAGAGAACACUGCCGGAACAUGACAAUACAGCCCAGAAAACUCACAGAAACCCAGUGUUUCCGGCUAUGAAAGUCUUUGACAGUUUUUGGAUUUACUGGCCUGUGCAGAUGGUCCCUGAGUGGAGCAAUGUAUCUCCAUUGCAAGGCCUGUGAACUCUGCCCCUCGUACUCCAUCCCUCCACCUGGCCAACAAAAAAUUUGCAAAAGACACAAAAGAAGUGGCAACGGAUGGUUUAUAGGGUGCCCUCAAUGUGUGUGGCCCUGCUGGGUUUGUAAAGCAAGCUGGGAAGGAGGAAGCUGGAGGGAUGCAGUGGUGGUGGAGGGCGGCUGAGAUGUGGUCUUCAUCUUGGAGGUUUCCUCUGUAGCUUAGGGCCCUGUAAAAGAGAAGAGAGGAGAUAGUGAGAGGCUGGGCUGUGGCGUAGGCUGGUGAGCAGCCUGCUGCAAUAAAUCACUCUGACCAUGAGGCCAUGAGUUCAAGGCCAGCCCAUGGAGGGGUGAGCACCUGUCAAUUAAAAAUAAAAAAUAGCCCCUGCUCGUUGCUGACCUAGCAACCCGAAAGAUAGUUGCAUCUAUCAAGUAGGAAAUAAGGUACCACUUAUAAAAGUGGGGAGGCAAGUUUAACUAAUUUUUACGACAUUGGAAUGAGGAAGUGCCGUCAGAGUGGAUGAUGAAGCAGCUGCUCCCCCCUGUGGCCAGAAUCGAACAUCCCCUCAUGUGAUGACUCAUGGGCCAUGUAGUCCCGUUCCUAGUACUAUUGUGGCAGAUGAAGAGGAAAACUUGGGUUUCCCACCGUUUCAGCCAGAAUUGGAGCCCUUGCACCUGCAAGAUGUUUGCCCACAAGAAGUCAGCCAAACAAGCCUUGAGCAGAAAUCUCCCCCAUUUUCUCGCCGGGAUUAUUAUAAUCGAGAUAGAGGCGCUAGGGAGGCGAAUCGCAGAAGCGCCAGGAUUGCUGCCAGACAAUUAGCUGAUUAAGCCUGUUUGGGAAAUCUUAAGGAGUCAUGCAUCUGGACACAGUAUAGGUUUCGUUUCUUGUUCCCCAGGGAAAGUGUUCCUUGGCGGGAAAACAAGAUCCUAUAUAGGUGUUUACCCGCAAGGAAAUCCUUGCGGAGUCAAUUCGUCACCUUGUGGAGUGAGAUCGUGUGUGGACUACGCUACUCCAAUCCCUUGCCUCCAGGACCAAGUUCCAAGCCUUGUUUCACGGACCUUGUUCUAGCAUCAAGCUUCCCUUGUUUCCACGGACCACGCCACGGACCUUGUUCUUGCUUCUUGCCUCUUGUUGCUACGUAUCAAGCCUUGUUUGCCAAGAAUCUAGUUUGCUUCCAGCCUUGUUGUCAAGCUCCAUUGGACUAAAGGACCCUGUCAUUUCCCCACACUUUGCUUGGCAAAGUGUGUGUUUCGGUUAUUGGAUUAUAACUUUGGACUCUAAUAUCACAUAUUGGACAUUGUUUUCCUGGACUAAAUUAGACCUUUCUAACACUUGUUUUUAUUGACUUUAUAUAUUCCUUUAAUAAAGAUAUUAGAUAGA